AUGCUUGCUCAUGAGUUAAUAUGCGCUCAAAUAGAGCCAUCUUUCCGCAUUUUUGAGAGAUUCAAAAGUUGGGAAAAAGAAUCUAAAGUAAUUUAUACUUCUUUCAAUUUACUGCAACAGGUAAACAGCCUUACUGAUAAUACUACGGUCUGUUGUGAGCUAAUUGAAGCUAAUGCUAGUUUGCAGCAUGAAUUGUUCAAAAUUUUAAGGUUGUUCGUGACACAAGGUAGCCUUUGUACAGAAAGUAACAAAGUAUUUCCUGAAGCCUUUGUUGAGGAAACAAUUAAAAAGUCUUAUCGGUCACCGGUAAUGAUUUCAGAAAAUAACUUCCGUCAAAAUCAGAGGGACUUACAUUCAUGUACCAAUAUACAUCCGACGGCAAAAGAUUAUCGUAAUAAUUUGGAUUAUUCGAAAAGCUUACCAAGUUUAGAAAAUGAGAUUUUAGAACGCUUAAUACAAAGUCAAAUUCAAUGUGAUAGAUUAACCAAUCAACUAAAAGCUCAAAGUAUGGAAUUUAUUCAACCUAAUAUAGAAAAUAAAUCAAUUUACUCUACUCAAAAGCGACCCAGAGCUAUGGUAGAUGCUGAAAGCAUAGUGGCUUCUCCUGUAUCAGAAUACGAUCUUAAUAAACAAGUAAAUGAACGAUGUGAUGAUGACAUUUAUCCUCAGGAAAGUGAUAAUUCUUUCAUUUCUAAUGAUCAUCUGGUGAAAUUUGUUGAAGAUAAAAAUGUUACAAGUCAUCUUCAAAGUUGGCUUUCUCCUUUGGUUAGCCGAUAUAAUGAUCUAUUCACGAAUUUACGAGUGUCGUGUAUGGAUCAUCUACAAUCAUUAGGUCAAUCUGAUUGUGCAAGAAAUCAACGCUUGAUUUUUCACGCGGUUCAAGCCGGCUUCACUGUCACCGGCCAUGUGAUCCAUCGUCUUCCCAGUUACACUCAAAAAGAAAAUUAUGUGUCAAGGAAUGUUGGUGAGCGACAAUUCUCCGCAUCAGACAUAUCGCUCAAUGCUGAUCAAUUAGAUAAACUUGUAGCCGCAACAUUCAGGCGUCUUUCACGUCACGCUCCACCAGAAUGCGCAUGUCAUACUUCAAUUACUUCGAUGAGUGGGACAAAUAUUAAACGGCCUAUUUCCAUAAGACGACCUGUGACAUCUCAGGAACUGACUGCUUUAGAUAACCUCCUAAAGGAAGUUUGUUGUCUUGCUUGGCACCUACUGGCUGGAAAAAAGAGUCCACAACUAGAUAUUGAAUCAGAUGGAGUUCAAUCUACUUGGUAUGCAGAUGUGGAUAAAGCUGCCAAACCUGGUGAUCCAUACAAUGACAAAUGUUAUCGAAGAAGCUAUGAUUCAGACCCAUCUGCUGGUCAAGUUCACCAUUACAUUUGGCCAUGUUUAAUUUUAUAUAAUCAAAGACCUACUGAAAUUCAACAGCGAUUUCAAUCAACAAAAAUGGAUAAGACUAAUAGAUGUAAAUCGGUUAAAGCAUGUAUUUUGGUGAAAGGAGAAGCAUGUACACGUAAUCCAAUAUAUGCAGCAUCGCAAAAAGAUAAAGCUGCUGCUUUAUUAAAUCAUGAAUAUUCUUGUCAGAAUGUGUGUAGAUGCACAAAGAAACAUAGUGUUGACAAUUUAUUCAGAAAGCUUUGUUUAUUCAGUAAAAAAAAUUUGGAAUGGUCUGCAUCAAUUAAUCCUUAUAGUUAUUCUGUAACAAAUCAAUUAGCUGUUGAAUUUAUAACUUUUUAUGUCUUUUAUGAUCAUUAUUAUUAUUACUGUAGUAGUAUUGACUGUGUUUAUAAUUUAACAAAACCAUGACGAAUUUUGUAAAAAACAGUUAUUUCGCAUAGAUUUUUAAAUAAAAUUUCUAUUUUAUAA
Messenger RNA from Schistosoma haematobium, 1863 nucleotides. Its product is annotated as Mitochondria-eating protein, variant 2. Gene Ontology annotation, cellular component: mitochondrial outer membrane. Lineage: Eukaryota; Metazoa; Platyhelminthes; Trematoda; Strigeidida; Schistosomatidae. The record is from RefSeq and is a predicted model, not a curated record. Bases 1 to 1803 code for a protein of 600 amino acids. The transcript is spliced from 7 exons. Gene Ontology annotation, biological process: mitochondrial protein catabolic process; mitophagy by internal vacuole formation.